Molecule: messenger RNA, 729 nt
Organism: Prorocentrum cordatum
Lineage: Eukaryota; Dinophyceae; Prorocentrales; Prorocentraceae
Source: the annotation of a GenBank genome assembly
AUGACCCCUGCCGCCGGCAGCUGUGCCGCGCCCCGGCUGCCCCCCUGGCAGGUGCCGCCCCCGCCGCCGCCUCCCGCCGCCCCACCGCGGGACCCGAGCCCCAAGGACUCCUGGCGGCCCAGGCUGCGGCUCCGCGCCUCCACCGCCACGACCUGUGCCCCGUCGGACGGCGGCCUGAGCCCAUGCGGGCGUGGCAGCGACGGCGAGCCGGCGGAGGCGGCCGGCCCGCCCGGCGGCGGAGGCUGCGCGCUGCCGCUCGUGGUGAGCAGCCUGGCGUGGCACCUGCGCGUGCGGAACACGUUCUGGGAGCUCCCCGUCGAGCCCGAGGGGGGCAGCCCGCGGUGCCGGCGGCGCCCGCGGUCCGCGCCGCCUCCUGGGCGCCCCGCCGAGGGAGCGGAGCGGGGCCCGGAGGAGCCAGGCUCGAGCGAGCACGUCGGCGACGAGGGUCUGCCCUCGCUCGGGUCCCGGCGGCACGCGACCGGCGCGUGCCAGCCCUGCGCGUUCCUGUACACCAAGGGCUGUGCGAGCGGCGUGCUGUGCCAGUUCUGUCACCUCUGCGAUGAGCAGGUGCUGAGCGCGCGGCGGAGGGCCCGCUUCGGCGAGAAGCGCGCUGCGUGGAAGGAGUUUCGAAAGCAGGACCGCCGCUUGGCCGCUGCGGAGCGGCGACAGCGGCGACCGCUGGCCGGUGGCCGCCGCGGAGAUGGGGCCGCUCAGCUCGGUGGUCCCUGA